Messenger RNA from Neurospora tetraspora, 255 nucleotides. RefSeq lists its product as uncharacterized. The record is from RefSeq and is a predicted model, not a curated record. The transcript has 2 exons. The coding region runs from base 1 to 255 and encodes 84 amino acids. Lineage: Eukaryota; Fungi; Ascomycota; Sordariomycetes; Sordariales; Sordariaceae.
AUGGCUACCCAGUGGAUGUGCUGCCAGUGCAAGAGCACUGGGCGUACCGGCGACCACUGCGACCGCGUGCUUCAGCAGGCUAGCGCCAGCUCCGUAUCCGCUCCAUUUACGAGUCCAAGCUCAUCGAGUUCGACAAUGAACGUCACCUCGGCGUUCAAGGCGGCGGCGGCGGAAGAGACAGAAGGCCAGAAGACCGAUCAGCAAGAGACCAAAGAUUGUGGCGCCAACUACGCCGCCGAUGGCUGCUGCCUUUGA